GAAGACGUACCAGCACCCCAGCCCGUUUCCCUCUCUUCCGGCGUUUCACCGCGUGAACAAAGGCAUAGCACCAGAUCUCUAUCUGUUUAGAAACUCUUACUCCUCAGCCACAUUAUUGCUCUUCAUCAUCACCUCCAGAAGAAAAUCUGGUCAUCAUGAAUGCUGCACACGUCUUCCUGCUCUGCAUCCUGGGAGCCACCCUGCUGUCCACAGUCCUCUGCACCAAUGGAACUGGCCCCGAUGACUGCUGCUUCAAAUUUUAUCCACGACCGGUGAGAAAAGAGGUCAUUGGUAAAUACUACUUCACUGAUUACCGCUGUCCCAAGGCUGGAGUCAUUUUUGUCACAGCAGAGAAAGGCCGUCACAUCUGCGUGGAUCCAAGUCUCCGCUGGGUUAAAAACAUCAUGAAGAAACUGGAUGAAGAUUAUUUGAAGUGAACCAAUUCCACACCUUUCUCUGUUUUUCUAAUCCAAUAGAACUAGAAAAACUAUGCAACAUUCUGAGCCUCACUGUUCUCUCAGCAUAUUAUUCUGAUAUAAGUAUUCAAAGAUUUAGAUUUCAAGCAGCGUCAUUUAUUCGGCUGUGUUUCAGUGGUUUUGUACUACCUAUGUCAUGGUGAAGUGUUAACCUCAUGAAAACGUGUUUUAUUUUUUUUAUUUUCUGAUAUUUUAUGAAGUAAUUUGCUUUGUCUGUUGAUUGUCUAUAAAAUAAAAACAACAUAUUCAUCUGA
Girardinichthys multiradiatus is the source of this 730-nucleotide messenger RNA. RefSeq names its product C-C motif chemokine 4 homolog. NCBI's taxonomy places the organism in Eukaryota, Metazoa, Chordata, Actinopteri, Cyprinodontiformes, Goodeidae. Bases 156 to 437 code for a protein of 93 amino acids. The transcript has 4 exons. Gene Ontology annotation, molecular function: chemokine activity; CCR chemokine receptor binding. Gene Ontology annotation, cellular component: extracellular region. Gene Ontology annotation, biological process: neutrophil chemotaxis; cellular response to interleukin-1; cellular response to type II interferon. The record is from RefSeq and is a predicted model, not a curated record.